Scheffersomyces stipitis CBS 6054 is the source of this 2172-nucleotide messenger RNA. RefSeq lists its product as uncharacterized. NCBI's taxonomy places the organism in Eukaryota, Fungi, Ascomycota, Pichiomycetes, Serinales, Debaryomycetaceae. Gene Ontology annotation, biological process: peptidyl-serine phosphorylation; peptidyl-threonine phosphorylation. The transcript has 4 exons. The record is from RefSeq and is a predicted model, not a curated record. Gene Ontology annotation, molecular function: ATP binding; protein serine/threonine kinase activity. The coding region runs from base 1 to 2115 and encodes 704 amino acids.
AUGUCCGAGGAUCUGGUCUGUGUCGAAGAUGAGUUCUCACGUAUAAACAUCAACAAGUCGCCCACAAGACGAAAAAAAGUCUACCCACAAAACCUUUAUCCUCCUCAGAACCAGAUAUAUUUCCCCCCUCCAGAUCCGCCAUCCACGGCUACCUCACCAUCCUCCACAUCAGAUACAAACAAUACAAGUAACACUAUCAACAAUAACACCAUCAUUACUAAUAAUGUUAUUGCUAACACUAUUAAAAAGAAGUCAUUAUCCACUACGAAAAUCCAUCCGUCAGACAAAAGACUACUAAGCUAUCCGAUGUCUGAAAAAGCAGCUUCGAAACAAGACUACCAGUUUUCAUUUAUGAGAGAAACAUCGUCUUCUAUCCAGAAGAAACACAGCACAUACUCGGGUGGACUCUCCAAACCAAAUCAGCCGUAUCUUACGACUGGUUCUGCCACUAAAAAACGCCUCGAAUACUCAAGACAACUUUCUCAUAAUCUCCGAUCAAGAAGAUUGUUGUCUUCGAAUUUUCCUUCGAAAACACUGCCUUCGGACAUCACCAAUUUGCCCUACUCCUUACCCGCUAAGUACGGAGGAAUGCCGGGGGAAGACUCGCCUACAAAGCAAAAGGUAAUACGGAAUGCGUCGCAGCCACUUCCGUUAAAGUCAGUCAAUAACGUGUUCAAUAGACUCUAUCCUAAUAGCUUGGAAUCUGAAGUGAAACCACGAGUAGCUCCUGAGAAAGUAGGUAUGGAAAACAAAGAUAUCAACAGUGUGAAAGUUAACGAUAUUACGGAACUAUUCUCCAUAUUAUAUGCGUUUGAUGAACAACUCUUUCCCAACGAAGGAGAUUCGGAUUGUCCAGAAGCGAAGCCAAUACAGGCAGUUGAGCUUGCUAAGCUCAAGAUGAAUAUCUAUGAAAGGGGAGAGAUCAUCCGGAAACAGCAACUUUAUUUUGUGCCACAAGGAAUAGAGAGAAAUUUGAAUAUCAAGAACUAUCAGAAUAACUUUGGUUUUGAUGAUGCGAAUGGAAACUACAUUAUCGUCGAAGGAGAUCACAUCAACUAUCGUUUUGAAGUGUUGAAAAUGUUGGGCAAUGGAUCAUUUGGAAACGUGAUAAUGAGCAAAGAUCACAAAUAUUCUAGUCGGCUUGUUGCUACUAAAAUCAUUAAGAACGAUCUUAAUUGGUCCUUGCAAGCUAUCAACGAAAUAAAAAUGCUCAGACUAUUAAAUGAAAAGGAAACAAACGAAAACAUCCUUAAGUACUACGACCAUUUUAAUUUCAGGAGUCAUAUGUGCAUUGUCACAGAAUUAUUGUCUAUAAACCUUUACUCAUUGCUAGAAGUAAGUCAGUUCAGAGGAUUCUCCUUGAAUAUUGUUCAAUCAAUAACAAAGCAAAUCUUGAAUGGUUUGCAAUAUAUGCAUAGACUCAAUGUUAUACAUUGUGAUAUAAAGCCCGAAAACAUUAUGAUCCAGUUGCCACAUCUGCCACAAGUUGGUACUUUUGUCGUUAAGAUAAUUGAUUUUGGAUCAUCGUGCUUAAGUAAUGAAAUUUCAUUCACGUAUAUCCAGUCAAGAUUCUACAGAGCACCAGAAGUCAUCAUAGGUGCCAAUUAUACCGAAGGAAUUGAUGUUUGGUCCUUAGGCUGUGUCAUUGCUGAACUUUUUACUGGUGUUCCUCUAUUGCCAGGCAAGAACGAAAUAGAACAGGUAGGAUUAAUUCUAGAAUUGUUCGGAGCACCAAAAAGUACAACUAUCUUAAGAUUGAGGAAGUCUUUGACAAGGUCGGUUCAAAAGAAGUCUUUCGAAAUGAACGAAAAUAGUCCCCAUGUCAAUGAAAAGCUAAUAAAGAAAACGCUAUUGUUCAGGUUGUUUGACAUUAAUGGAAAAAUCAAUAUGUCGUUGCUUAACUACCAUAAUGCCAACUCAACAGCGUAUUCGGCUAAGAAGCAGUUUAAGUUAAAUUCCAGAAACUUGGAAAUAUAUUUGAGUUUGAACAAAUGUCCCUCGCAGUUGAACAAGCUGUUCCUUCGUUUCCUUCAGAAGAUAUUUGUAUGGGAUCCCGUUGAACGUUCUAGUAUUUUGCAGUUGACGGAAGAACCGUUUGUCACUUCUCAAGAUUAAUUACAUAUUUAUUGCAUUAUAUUAUACACAUAAGGAAUCUAUCCGUUUGUCUAUUAU